Galleria mellonella (greater wax moth) is the source of this 1914-nucleotide messenger RNA. Its product is annotated as protein-L-histidine N-pros-methyltransferase. The transcript is spliced from 5 exons. Bases 230 to 1357 code for a protein of 375 amino acids. Gene Ontology annotation, molecular function: protein-L-histidine N-pros-methyltransferase activity. The record is from RefSeq and is a predicted model, not a curated record. NCBI's taxonomy places the organism in Eukaryota, Metazoa, Arthropoda, Insecta, Lepidoptera, Pyralidae.
UCCUAUUACUUGUUCGUAGCAAAACAAUGUUUUUAUUAUAAUCCAGGGCUUCAAUAUUCAAUAAAAAAUGUUAUUUAAGUGUCUGUAUAUUAGAAAAUAAUUAUAAAUUUAACUGUGAUUAAAGUUAUAUAAUGUUUACAAUGUGAAUUGUACCAAAUAUUUAAAGUAAGCUCAAUUCUAACCUUUACUCUUAUAAUUUAAUUAUUUUUGCAAUGAAAAGUCAUCUUAAAUGCUCUAUUCAUAUCGUAGAACUAUUUGUUUAGCUCUAUACUUUUCAACUUUUUACUUAGAAGCAAUAAGUAUUUACGAAACUGAUUCGUUCGUUUAUCACCACAAGGAAAGCCCUCCAUCCUGUGGUUAUGACAAAACAAAAGAUAUAAAACCAAAAACAAAUUGUUGGAAAUCAUCUUCCUUAGAGGAUUGUAUUCAGACUGGAAAUUUGGCUAAUAUGGCUGGAACAAAUGGAUUUUACCGACCAAGAAGUGCUCUUGCCCGCGCUUUCUAUGAAAAACAACGGAAUGACAGACAUUUACAAGAAUUGGACCAAAAUGAGUGGUAUCGAGUAGACUCCAGCCGCCUGAGUCCGGAACUGCGCCAGAAGUUCGUACAGCUGCAUUCCGAUGAGGAGACCAAGGAGUUCCUAUCAUCCUCCAUCGACAAGUCGUCGUGGGUAUGGACGCAGAUCUGGUACUUGCUGGCGAAGGCUGUGCUGAAGCAUUUUUGGUCCAUCACCGAUAUUAAUGGGUGGCUCGGGCGUGGCUCAAUGUUCGUGCUGUCAGAAGCCCAGGCACGGUUGUUACUGCGGUCCGCAAAGAUAUCGGGCAACGCAGCGGAGACUGUAGUUGACGUUGGUGCUGGCGAUGGCGAAGUUAGCCGCCGUUUCGCAAAUCUCUACUCGGUCAAGUACGCCACUGAAAUAUCUGCGAGCAUGCGAAAAGCUUUAAACAAUAAAGGAUAUACGUUAUUGGACACAGAGGAUUGGUGGCGUGGACAGAAGUUCGACUGCGUAUGCAUGCUGAACCUCCUAGACCGGUGCAGUAAGCCGAAGACGAUGCUGAAGCAAGCGCGUGCUGCCCUCGCACCUGGUGGUGUUUUAAUGCUCGCGCUCGUGCUACCGUACAAACCUUACGUAGAAGUUACUCCAGACCACAAACCAGAAGAACGUCUUCCGAUCCAAGGCGCGAACUUCGAAGAGCAACUCAGUUCAUUCGUCGAGUUUAUGGGGGAGAGUGGCUUUGAGCUUUCUUCCUGGAGCCGCGCCCCUUACCUCUGCGAAGGUGAUUUCGCGCAGGCCUACUACUGGCUCGACGACUCUGUUUACGUGUUCACACCUAAAAGUAUUGAAUCGGACACAUGAAACAGCUUAUUUUAAUACAUUCCCUGCCUAGUGCAAUUAACAAUUUUGUGUACAGUUCAUCAACAAAAUUAAUUUUAUUCAAAAUUUAAAAAUAAAUUUCAAAUGAAUAAUCAUGCUAGAAGCCAGCUAGACGGGGUGAAUGCAGCCACGAAUUUGUGACAGUGCCCUCAGAAUAGAUAGAGAAUGAAACGCGGAAAUGUUUUCCGUGAAAUGUUCCAUAAUAUCAGAGUUAAGUUAAUAAAAUAAAAAGUAGUUAUUAUGUAGUUAGAUAAUUAUGUUCUAUUGACGUUACCUAUUGUGUCAUAAAAAUAUGCACACUGUUGAAAAAUAACCUGUAAUAUAAAUAAUAGGAAGCAAUAAGAAGAUCCAUGGUCGCAAAUUAAGUUUUAUAUACAGAUACUUCCCUUCAUAAGAUAAGAGGAAUUCCGAACAUUUUAUUGAUCUAUAAAAUACAUCACGAUGAACUAGAUUUAUAUUUGUCCAAGUAAACGCAUAUCGCUGGUAUUUUAGCAUUUAUGCGCGGAACAGCAUUAGAGUGCAGUAUAAUAAUGCAUACC